AUGUAUCGCGAUUUGUUGCUCCUCACUUCAUUCUUCAGCGUCGCCCUCGCGCAAAGUGGCGCUGAUCCGUACGCCCCAGUCUACACGGAAUGUCCCUCCUCUCUCAAGAUCCGCAAAGCAUCAGACGGCCUAUCCGAUGAAGAGUCAUCCUGGCGUGAACAGCGUGCUAAGCAGAUCAUUCCAAAUCUGGAGGACUACCUCAAACUCGCCAACAUUUCCAACUUCAACGUCUCAAACUAUAUAAACAAACUCAAGAGCGAUAAUGUUCCCAUCGUUGGCCUCUCUGUCUCUGGUGGAGGCACGCAGUCUGGUCUAGGCGGAUUGGGUGUCUGGCAAGCGUUUGAUGCUCGGUCUGCUAUCGCAAGGGCGGCGAGGACAGGCGGCUUGACGCAGCUUUUCUCAUACAUCACUGGACUAUCCGGCGGAGGCGCUGUCACCGUAUCUCUUCUCGCGGCAAACAAUUUCACCACAACAGACGGCGUCAAAAAGGCCUCUAACUUCUCCCUCGACUAUUCAUCCGGUCCAGACGGCAACCAAACAGCCUUCUUCACCAACAUCUUCGAAAACAUGGGCGCCAAAGACGAAUCGGGCUUCCCCGUCUCCGUCGCAGACACAUUCGGUCAAUUUUGGGGAACUUGGCUGCCCGAGGAUAAAGUAUACAGCAACUACUCCGACAUCGCCUCCAAAAACACUGCCUUCGCUCUGGGCAACGCACCAAUGCCAAUCAUGUGCUUCGCAGAAGUCAUCCCCGGAAAGUCCCCCGAGAUCGGAAAACUCAUGUAUCCCGGCUUCAACAAAUCCACGCGCUUCAACUUGACAGCUUAUGAGGUCACGCCCUUUGAGUUUGGAAGCUGGGUCGGGGGACGCGUGCAGGCGUUUAUCCAGACCAAGUUCCUGGGAACUUCUAUGACGGAGGGAAAACCGCAGAACAAGAGUGAAUGCGUGCAGGGCUUUGAUAAACUUACGCUGAUGCAGGGUACGACUGCUAAUGCGUUUACUGCGUGGUUUAUUGAUUCGUUUUAUGGAAUUCCGGUAUUUGCGAAGAGAUGGUUGGGCAAGAGACAGAAGGUCAACCCGGAUAUCAACGACGUUCCUGUGCCGAAGGAUCAGUAUGAUAAUCCUCUUGUUCAGCUUGUGAAUGAGACGGCGAUGUAUUUUGACUUGACGUUUAAUGAGUCGUUGUGGGCGACGUAUCCGAAUCCGUUUCAGGAUUAUAAUGACGAUAUGAAGGGGGUUUCGGAGCUGCUUUUGGUCGACGGGAGUCUUACGCUUGAGAGUAAUCCUCUUCGUCCGCUGAUCAUUCCUGAACGCAAGCUUGACUUGAUCAUUGUUUACGAAGCAUCAUCUGAUGCGCCCAACUCUUGGGUCAACGGAAGCAACCUCAUCAAUACCGCCCUUAGUGCAUCCCAAGGCAACAUCCCCUUCCCCAAAAUCCCCGACGUAAACACCAUCGUCGCCCAAAACCUCUCUUUCCAACCAACAUUCUUCGGCUGCAACGCCUCAUCCUCCACGCCCCUCCUCCUAUGGUUGCCCAAUGCUCCAUGGACAGGAUACACCAACUACUCCUACACACAGACCCAAUUCACACCCAACCAAGUCGACAUUGCGCUUGAGAACGCAUUCCAGGUAGCCACGUACGGCAAUGGCAGCGUUGAUGAGAAUUGGCCUGCUUGUUUAGCUUGUGCAGCUAUUAAGGGUUCGUUGAGAAGAUUGGAUAUUGAGAUGCCGAAGCAAUGUGAGGAGUGCUUUGAGAGGCAUUGCUGGAAUGGGACGACGAGUGAUAGGGAGGCUACGGCGGGGGAUUUUGAUCUUAGGCCGAGAUUGGAUCCGGAGUUGAGCUUUGCGAAGUGGAAUGAGAGUGAUUGGGAGAAGGAGGAGAGUACGGGUAGUGGAAAUGGAAGUGGAGGGGACGAUUCGGCUGGUGUCAAGCUUGGGUAUAAUAUGGUUGGACUGGGUUUGUCGCUCGUCGCGGUGGCUGCACUACUGUAG
Fusarium proliferatum ET1 is the source of this 1989-nucleotide messenger RNA. RefSeq lists its product as uncharacterized. The record is from RefSeq and is a predicted model, not a curated record. Gene Ontology annotation, molecular function: A2-type glycerophospholipase activity. Bases 1 to 1989 code for a protein of 662 amino acids. Gene Ontology annotation, biological process: glycerophospholipid catabolic process. Gene Ontology annotation, cellular component: cytosol. NCBI's taxonomy places the organism in Eukaryota, Fungi, Ascomycota, Sordariomycetes, Hypocreales, Nectriaceae. The transcript has 5 exons.